AUGCUACUCAGGCUGCUCUUCCUUGUCAUUGCUUCGCACCUACUUAUUACACAAUGUCGCGCCCAGUCACGAGCAUUUCAAUGGACGUUCGGUAAUAAUUUCAUCCUUUCUGAGCUGCAGGAGUGCCAGAACAUGAGUAUCGUGGUUGAAUCAAUCACGAACAACGCCUCAGAGUUGGGUGUUCCGCCGUAUUACCUGAUCGCGUUUGAAGCGGGAGGCAUUCCUACAACGAGCAUGAUUGGAUCCGAGCCAUCUCAGUUAAGGUGGCAGGUUGGUCAUCGUAGAGAAUCCGCGUUGAUGUUGUCUAUGGUUGAUUCGAACGGUAGUGCAGGAGGUAUCUCACCCACCCUAUUUAAUGUUACAGCCGGUAGUGAUACGUCAUGCAUUCCGCCUGCCCCGUCAAAUCCACCACACAUUGCAUCUAAUGUCACUGAUUCUCUGACGACAUGCGAGCCGUGGGGUUUGACCAUCACAAAUGGGACACAACCUUAUAGCGUUGUACUCGCCGCCCUCGACUCUCCUGUAACCACGAAUAUCUCGAUGGCCCAAGGGUUCAACGUCUUCACCUACAUUGAUCGAGCUAAUCCGAAUGGUCAAAUCCUUGCCGCUGUAGUCGACGCCAACGACCGAUGGGGUUACGCCACCUCAAUCGUAAACACAGUAGGUUCAAGCAACAAUGAUUGCGUUGGUCUACGAUCCUCGGCUUCAACAUCAGCUCAGAUCGCUGCACAGGCUGCUGCUAGUGCGAAGGCCGCCGCCGAGGCCGCCGAACGCCAUCGCAGGGACCUUAUCAUCGGCAUAGUUCUUGGGGUGGGGCUGCCAUGUAUCAUCAUGGCUCUCGGGGCUUGGUGGUGGAGGAGACGUAGGAGGUCGUUGCCGACUGGGAUCUGGGAUGACCAAGACACUAUGGCACGAAGCUGGGUCGUGCCCAAUCAGGAUCCCGCCGAAGUUCCUCAAAGGAAAGAGCCUUACCGAUAUCUGAAGUCGAAUUCGGCAGCCAGCAGCAUGACAAUGGCUGCCAGGGGUCCGUCAAAUAUUCCUGUGCUGUCUUUACCUGGUGCAGAUGGAUACCGACAUGUGAGGACAUCUUCAACGCCACACGUAUCUCCUCCAGCUUCACCUCCGUCGUCUCCUGACCCACCCUCAAAACGCCGCCGAAACAGAGCGGACCCAUUGUCGCCAAACUCGACAGCGCCCAGUGCGAUGCCACAGCUACCACCUCUGUUAUUUUCCGAGCUGAGAGUGCCGGCGCUUGAUCACCGACAGCCUCGGGUGGCACUUGAGCGCAGCUACAGCACGCUGAAUAUCAGUGGAUUGGCCUUCGACUCCGAUGCGGAACCGGAUAUUAUCAUCCAACAUCGGGACGGAGGAGUUGUGCAAGAAUUGCCGCCGCCCUAUCUGGAUCGUUCUGGGGCCGGAACUUCUGGGAGCGUGAACAUGAACGAAGAUCACCGCGAAAGCUGA
Fibroporia radiculosa is the source of this 1464-nucleotide messenger RNA. RefSeq lists its product as uncharacterized. The record is from RefSeq and is a predicted model, not a curated record. NCBI's taxonomy places the organism in Eukaryota, Fungi, Basidiomycota, Agaricomycetes, Polyporales, Fibroporiaceae. The transcript is spliced from 6 exons. The coding region runs from base 1 to 1464 and encodes 487 amino acids.